Molecule: messenger RNA, 1612 nt
Organism: Daphnia pulex (common water flea)
Lineage: Eukaryota; Metazoa; Arthropoda; Branchiopoda; Diplostraca; Daphniidae
Product: mitochondrial ribosome-associated GTPase 2-like
Exons: 7
Coding region: 490-1590 (366 amino acids)
Cellular component (GO): mitochondrion
Molecular function (GO): GTPase activity; GTP binding; magnesium ion binding
Source: RefSeq, a predicted model, not a curated record
AGUGUUACGAUAACUGCAAAAAGCCAUCUGUGUAGUGUUACGAGAACUGAGGGUGCCCAUGUAAACCAUACUGCAAACGAAACUUUGACCAGUAACCCUUCGGGUAAUUCUGGAAACAAAAACACAAGCCAGAAACUCAAAUAACUUUCGUCUGCUAUUUCUUUGGUUUUGAAUCUUUACUUUGGCCUUUACUGUCUUUACAUGUUUUUUUUUUUUAUUUCCAAAUCGGGAAAAAAACAACUUAAAAAAAAACAAUCUGUCAAAGGCUUAAAGUGAUUAUCAGUAGUCGCUAAUACCAAAGAAAUAUUCGCUUGGCAAAUCUGGGAACUCGGCAUCACCAGGAAGGCGGGGAAGCACUUUCAAGUUUCCAGCUUAUAUACCUGAUAGCUAUACCAUGGUAUAACCCACGAGGAUUAAAAUUAUCUCAAGCUUUGUCUCCCCUUGUCCUGCAAUGCAUUUAGGAUUACAUUCACAAUCAAACAAUGGUCUAUGAAAAGGAGUAUGUGCAUGGUUUUGCCAGAUCUACCCAAGCCACUUCCAAUCAGAAAAAACAAAUCACAGUCCACAAAGGUCAAACCAAUAAUAGACUUUCGUAGUAUCAAAGUCAGAGGUGGUAAAGGUGGAGAUGGCUGUAUUUCUCUAAGGAGACUUUGUAAAAACCCUCUUGGUGGACCUGAUGGAGGAGAUGGAGGAAGUGGAGGCCAUGUCACAUUUAAAGCCACAAACAACAAAACUUCUCUAGAACACAUACCUUCAAUAAUAAAAGCUGAUGAUGGUGAAAAAGGAAUCAACAGAGAUUGCCAUGGUAGGAAUGCUGAACAUCUUGUCUUAGAAGUACCAGUAGGAACUAUGUUUAAAAGUUCAAAUGGUCAGAUUUUGGCUGACUUGAAUGAGGAUGGAGCAGUGUUCAUAGCUGCAAGAGGAGGGGCUGGAGGAAAAGGGAAUCACUACUUUGCCACUGACGUAAACCAGGCACCCGAAAUUGCCGAAUACGGUGCAGAUGGUGAAGAAUUGAGUUAUACUGUAGAAAUACGAACAAUUGCUCAUGUUGGGCUGAUCGGACUUCCAAAUGCUGGGAAAUCUACUUUCCUACGGUCUAUCUCUCGUGCUAGACCUAAGGUAGCUCCAUAUCCAUUCACCACAUUGCAGCCACACGUAGGAGUUGUAAAAUACGACGACCUCCAACAAGUGACUGUUGCAGACAUUCCGGGAUUGAUCGCCGGGGCGCACCGCAAUCGAGGAUUGGGAAUUGCAUUUCUGCGUCAUAUUGAACGGUGCCUUUGUUUGCUAUAUGUCGUGGAUGCCUCGUUGCCUGAACCAUGGCAGCAACUUGAAGUCCUCCGAUAUGAACUGGAACAGUACGAUCCACAUCUACUCGAAAGACCCUCUGGUGUUUUAGCCAACAAGAUGGACUUGCCCCAAUCAACCAUAAACCUCAAAGAACUAAAGCAGUAUGUUGAAAAAAUUAAUCUACCUCUCUUCCCUGUUUCAGCCAUGAACAAUGUAGGAGUUCUUCCUAUUCUGCAUUUUGUUCGACAGUUGUAUGAUAGUUCUACUACUAAAGAGAAUUUUGAUGAAAAAGAACAAUAAAAUUUAACUUAGAAAUUGCUAA